CAGAGUUGUUGAAGGAGAGCUGGAAGCACCUGAUGCUCAUCUCUGGGACAAUCCGCUCCAUGUUUCUGCCCUCUUAGCCGCGGCGAGAAUAAAAAUCUACCUCCAGGCUCCAUCACUGUCGACAACUUUUUGCUGAUCUCCUCCAUUUUUUUUUCUUCUCACCCAAAGAAUAAUUGAUAAGGACACUUUGCACUAGAUUUUUUGUUUUUUUUUAAACAGUUCCCCUUUACUGUACUUCCUUUGUUUUUGCACUAACGAUGCACACCACGCAAAAGGACACGACCUACACGAAGAUCUUUGUCGGGGGUCUUCCGUACCACACCACGGACUCAAGUCUCAGGAAAUAUUUUGAGGUUUUUGGCGAGAUCGAAGAGGCUGUGGUGAUCACAGACAGACAGACCGGCAAGUCAAGGGGUUAUGGAUUUGUGACGAUGGUGGACCGCUCUGCCGCCGAUCGGGCCUGCAAGGACCCCAACCCGAUCAUCGAUGGCAGGAAGGCCAAUGUGAACCUGGCCUACCUGGGGGCUAAACCUCGUGUGAUGCAGCCAGGUUUUGCCUUUGGCGUUCCCCAAAUCCACCCUGCGUUCAUCCAGAGGCCUUAUGGCAUCCCGACCCAUUAUGUGUACCCCCAGGCCUUCGUUCAGCCCAGCGUGGUGAUCCCCCAUGUGCAGCCCGCAGCCACUGCACCCGCCACUGCCACCGCCACCUCUCCCUACAUCGACUACACCGGGGCCGCCUACGCGCAGUACUCCGCGGCGGCUAACGCGGCUGCGGCCGUAGCCUAUGAGCAGUAUCCCUACGCCGCCUCCCCAGCCGCACCGGGCUACAUGGCUACCACCGGCUACGGCUUUGCGGUCCAGCAGCCACUAGCCGCCGCCGCCGCCCCAGGGUCGGCUGCCGCUGCGGCCGUGGCCUUCGGGCAGUAUCAGGCUCAGCAGCUGCAGGCUGACCGCAUGCAAUAGCAGCGGCUGCAACUAUUGCACAGGCAAAGAGAGAGAGAGAUGGUCCACUGCUGGUCCCAGCUGAAGUAUCACAAAGAAGAUUUGUGGGCUGGGUCAGCGCCAAGGCUGAGGUUCUUUACAUGACAAUGGUGAGAUGGGAUAGGAACUUUCCAACUUGCUGUGCUUUAUCUGAACAAAAAAAGCUGAAAAUGAAAAAAAAGUUGCAGAACAAACUAUGGAAAUGAUCACUGUUGGUAUUACUAUGAAAACUAUUAUUAUUGCUAUUGUCACUGGUAGUUUCUAGAGUAGAGUGACAGGAGCCCAGUGGUUGGUAUAAUGGAGGCCUUUAAGUCCUAAUGCUGUCUCUAACUUUAGUUUGAGGAAUAGCCUCUUUUUUUUUCACUCGUCAUGUUUCAAAAGUGUUACUUGGUUAUUUAAAGCCCUCAUAACAUUACUAUUUUAUUUAUUAUUCUCGUUAAUAUCACACAUUGAGGGUCCUCUUUGUAUUUUUUUUUUCUGUUCUUUGAGUUAAUGUUUUCUGAUAAUCAGGGAAAUGAAACCGUUUUCCAAUGUGUUAGCGAUUAUUUUAUUUUAUUUUUUUACAUUUCCGUCUGGAAGUCGAGGUGUCGUAAAUUGUUGUGUCAAAAACACAUUUGAAGAACUACCUUAAAGAUCUUCCUGAUGCUGAAUGUCCCAUUUCCUUUCAUACUCAGCCUUAACCUCUUGACCUAUGCAAAGCAAACAAAUCAACAAAAGAAAAGAAACAAAACUGAAAAAUGUCAUGAGACUACAGAGAGAGAGAGAGAGAGAGAGAGACAGAGAGAGAGAGGGAGAGGGAGGGGGUUUCACAGAGACAACAGAAACACUGACAAAAGAGGGGUGACAAUGACAAACACUAAAUCUGUUGCUUUUCCACAUUUCACUCACAUUCAUGCAUCCAGAGGCUGCUGAGCGCUAUAGACAAAGGCGGCACAGUGGCGUUUCUCUCUGUGACGGAGAGGGCAGCUGCUGGGGGGCGA
Messenger RNA from Poecilia reticulata (guppy), 1960 nucleotides. It is a transcript of the gene rbm24a, whose product is annotated as RNA binding motif protein 24a. Gene Ontology annotation, biological process: mRNA stabilization; positive regulation of myotube differentiation; regulation of alternative mRNA splicing, via spliceosome. Gene Ontology annotation, cellular component: cytosol; nucleus. NCBI's taxonomy places the organism in Eukaryota, Metazoa, Chordata, Actinopteri, Cyprinodontiformes, Poeciliidae. Gene Ontology annotation, molecular function: mRNA 3'-UTR binding. The record is from RefSeq and is a predicted model, not a curated record.